Molecule: messenger RNA, 3114 nt
Organism: Kockovaella imperatae
Lineage: Eukaryota; Fungi; Basidiomycota; Tremellomycetes; Tremellales; Cuniculitremaceae
Product: L-aminoadipate-semialdehyde dehydrogenase
Exons: 4
Coding region: 1-3114 (1037 amino acids)
Molecular function (GO): phosphopantetheine binding
Source: RefSeq, a predicted model, not a curated record
AUGCCCGUUCCCACCUUCUAUGCGCAGUCACUGACAGAGCUGAUCGCUCUUCGAGCUGAAAGUCAGCCAAACGACCCUGCAGUUUUCACUGGAGCAGCCGAAUUCGGGGAGAAGCUCCUGUCCCUUACUUACUCCGACCUCUCCAAAGCGGUCGAUCGAUUAGCUCACCAUUAUGCCGAUCCAGCACUGAAUCUCUUACCUGCAGUCCCUGAGGGCCAGAUCCCACCUGAACGAGUCGUUGCAGUCCUCACCUCAACAGCUAUCGACGAGUCUUUACUUGAGAUUGCUCUGGCCAAGAUCGGUCUCUGUGGACUUUUGCUAUCCGUCAACAACUCUACAGCAGCCGUCGCCCACUUGUGCAAACAGACCAAUAGUAAUCACUUGAUCUAUGGCACACGGUUCGAAUCUGUAGCUCGAGAAGCUCAGUCCAUGCUUAAGGAUGAAGGAUACGAGCUGCAACUCAUUCCCGAGACCCGCUAUCCCAUUUGGGGUCCAGGAGGUGUCAGCGAAAGCAGCAUCAACCCCUACACUCCUCGUCUACAGCCUAGCCAAGAAGUCAAGCGGACAGCUGUCAUUCUCCAUUCAUCUGGUUCAACAGGGUUCCCCAAACCAGUCUUCAUCACUCACUAUGGACUCAUUGCGAACCUCGCUAGCUCUAUUCCCCAGCCAGGCUUCAGUGCUCUACCACUUUUCCAUGGCUUCGGACACUUCUCCAUCUUCCGGUGCAUCUAUCAUGGAAAAUCAUUUACCCUGAUGCCCCCGCAUUUACCCCUUACAUCCGCGAACAUUUGUCGAAUCAUCAAGGCGGCUCCUGAUCCUCCACGGCAGCACUUUGCCGUUCCAUAUGUUCUCAAGCUUCUGGCGGAGACGGAAGAAGGGGUGCAGACUCUGGCGAGCUUUGAUCACGUGUCAUUCGCCGGAGCAGCAGUCCCAGAUGACCUGGGAGACAGGCUCGUCGCCGCUGGCGUACCUCUUGUGUCUUGCUACGGAACCACAGAGACUGGCCAGUUGUUCACCUCCAGGCGGGACUACAAAAACGACAAGGCUUGGAACUGGCUCCGGGCGUCUGGCCUCAUCACGAACUAUCUCGAGCUCAGUGCACAGGGAGAGGACACCUUUGAAGUUAUCGUUCGAGAUGGCUUCCCAGCCAAAAUUCUGUCAAAUCGAGACGACGGCGCAUACUGUACAAAAGACUUGUUUUUGCGACAUCCAGAACAUCACGACUGGUUCAAGUAUAUCGGUCGAUUGGACGAUACUUUGACACAGACUUUGGGAGAGAAGACCAAUCCGGUGCCUAUAGAGCUCGCGAUCCGAGGUAAUUCGCCCCUAAUCCAAGAGUGUAUCGUCUUCGGAGAUGGUCGUCCUCAAGUCGGAUGUCUCUUGCAUCCCUCGGAGGCCGGCGCAGAGCUCAGCAAAGACCCCGCCGCAUUCAUCAAAGCAGUCUGGCCGGUGAUCGAAGAUGCGAAUUCCCGAGCACCGUCUCACUCCCGGAUCCUGCCGGAGAUGGUGGCUGUCCUACCAUACGGUACCGACAUUCCAGUCGCAACGAAGAUGUCCAUACUCCGACCUGCUUGCUAUAAGAAGUUCGCUAAUCUCAUUGACUCGAUCUAUGAGCUGUACGAAAAAGGAUCAGGUAGUCAACCGAAAAAGGUCAUCACGGAUUCAGGGGAGAUGGAAAGCUUCCUCACGGAAACGAUUCAAAGCACUUUUGGUGGACGCAAUGUCGGCACGUUGGACCGGGAUACAGACUUAUUCGGCUUCGGUGUCGAUUCCUUGCAAGCUACAAAGGUCCGAAACCUCAUUGGACGGUCGUUAGAUCUGAGCGGGGCCACACUGGGUCAGAAUGUGGUCUACGAGCAUCCAUCGAUCCGCCAGCUCGGCCAGUAUCUCCUGAACAUUGGCAAUACUGGAUCAUCAACGUCAUCCUCUACUGCAGCACAUCAACGGAUGGAGCAAAUGGUGGAGGAUUGGUCCCGAAAAGUCGUGUCACGGAGCGAGCCUCGCAAGUCGACCACCGGUCAAGUGAUUGUUCUCACUGGCGCCACUGGAUCCCUCGGUGCGCACAUCUUGACUCGGCUGAUCCGGUUGCCCAACGUGUCGCAAAUUAUCUGCCUAUCUCGAGCGACGUCUCACGAAGAAUCGCUGAGGCGGGUCAAUGACUCUCUUUUACUUCGCUUGUGCAACCCUUCGUCCGAGGCUAGGGCGAAGAUCAGGUCGUUCGCUGCGGACGUCAAUGCUCCGCAACUUGGACUCUCAUCAGCGGAGUACGAAUCGAUCAGAUCAUCGUGUACGGCGGUUAUACACAAUGCUUGGCCAGUCAACUUUGUUUUAUCCUUGGAAUCGUUCGAUCAACACAUUGGUGGAGCUGUCAAUCUCUUGAACCUUGCUCAAACGUCUGAUCACGCUUCCACAUUUCUUUUCUCCUCCUCCGUGGCUACCCGUCAAGGUCGUCCCGAGCCAAUCAUCAAAGAGGAAUUCGGGGACUCCCCAGAGACGGCCGCGCCAAUGGGCUACGGACGAUCCAAAUGGGCAGUGGAGAAGAUCUGCGAAAGGGCUGCUGUUGAAAAGCAAGCAUCCACUGUUAUCUUCAGGAUCGGUCAGCUCGCUGGAGAUUCGAUCAACGGCGUCUGGAAUGAGACGGAGGCUUGGCCAUUGAUGUUCAAAUCCGUUCAUCAAGUUCAUUCACUCCCGUUGCUUGAGGAACGACCAUCAUGGUUGCCAGUCGACCAAGCUGGAACCGCCAUCUCCGAUAUCGCCACAGCGAUCACUUCCGAGCCAAAGGCUAAGAUCUAUCACAUCCUGAAUCCGCAUCUCGCUCGGUGGAAUGACAUACUUGAUGGUCUGCGCCAGGGCGGACUGGAGUUCGACUCGGUUGACAGGAAAGAAUGGGUGUCUCGAUUGGCAGCUUCGGAUUCAGACCUCGACAGAAACCCGACGUACAAGCUUCUGUCGUUCUAUCAAGGUCGCAUAGGUGGCGAAGCUGAAAGAAGGGAAAUUGAUUUCAAGGUGGACGAAGCGUCGUCAGUAUCUGACACUAUGAGGAACUUGAAAGCUAUUGAUAGUGAUGUUGUCGCGCUAUGGACGAAACACUGGAAGAGGACUGGGUUCCUAUGA